GGGGCAACACCUGUGGUAUAAGAAUCAUGCUCAGCGGUCCGAUUCUUGAGUAGCUAGGGAUCUUCAAACUUCUAGCACCUGCUCUCGCUUUGUAAAGAUGAAGCUCUCACUCAUCUCCAUUCUGUCCCUUACCUUCGUAGUAGCGGCUUCCCCGUCAGAAGCCGACUACAGCCUGGUUGGUUUCGCCAAGGACAAUCCGAUUGGACCCACUACCGGCGGUGCUGGCAAGGACAGCCCUACCGUCACUGUCUCUUCAGUCGCAGAGCUCAUCUCAGCUGUUGCUGGCACAGAGCCCAAGAUCAUCUAUGCCAAGGGCAACUUUAAUCUGACUUCUCGUCUGCGACCCGGCAGCAACAAGUCGAUCAUCGGUGUCGGCAAGGGCGCCGAGAUCACUGGCGCAGGUAUUACAAUUAUCAACGCGAACAAUGUCAUCAUCCGCAACCUUGCGAUCCGCAAGAUCGUAGACAACGAUGGCAUCACCAUCCAGAACAGCACCCGUGUCUGGAUCGACCACAACGAGUUCAGCUCGGAAAUCUCCGUAGAGAUUGGCCCUGACUACUACGACGGACAGCUUGACAUCGUCCGCGCCUCAGAUUGGAUUACUGUCUCCUGGAACUACUUCCACGACCACUGGAAGAGCUCCCUGAUCGGCAACAGUGACGCUUUCAGAGCCAUCGACUCUGGCCACCUCCACGUCACCUACCACCACAACUACUGGAGGAACGCCGGCACACGUGGCCCGGCUGGUCGCUUCGGUCACCAGCACAUUUACAACAACCUUUAUCAGGACUUCUUGUACCAGGCUAUCCACAGCCGAAGUGACAACCAGGUUCUCGUCGAAGGCAACGUCUUCACCGGUAACACCCGCGAGGCUUUGAGCACCUACGGUCUUGUUAUCCCUGAGGACAGCCCUAAUACCAGUCCCGAUGGUGACUACGAGCUUGACGGAUUCGCAAAUCUCGGUGCUAAGAACGACUGGGGCCGUGCAACUAUAAACAUAACCCAAGUUGGAAACUUCACCAGGGCCCCCUACAAAUACAAGCUCACAUCCCUGAAGGAUUUGUCCAAGGUCGUCAAGAAGGGCGCUGGUAUUGGCAAGAUCUAAAAGCCUUCGUCGCACGUGCGGAUAUUGCACAGCGUGUGACCUACAGUCGACAGGUGCUUGGACUUAUGCAGAUCAAUGAUAAUGUCUUCGGGAAGUCCGCGCCUAUAACCGACUUCGUCUCCAAUGAUUGUACUGGCUCAUAUUUACAUUCUCAGAACUGUGCUCGAGACUACAGCUCGAUCUGGACGCACAAGCGCCACCAUCUGGGUACACGUGCACCAUACCGAUCAGCAUAGCGGU
This is a messenger RNA of Didymella exigua CBS 183.55, 1345 nucleotides long. Its product is annotated as polysaccharide lyase family 1 protein. Gene Ontology annotation, molecular function: pectate lyase activity. Lineage: Eukaryota; Fungi; Ascomycota; Dothideomycetes; Pleosporales; Didymellaceae. The record is from RefSeq and is a predicted model, not a curated record. The transcript has 4 exons. The coding region runs from base 98 to 1105 and encodes 335 amino acids.